This is a messenger RNA of Truncatella angustata, 2645 nucleotides long. Its product is annotated as thioredoxin-like protein. The coding region runs from base 205 to 2448 and encodes 747 amino acids. The record is from RefSeq and is a predicted model, not a curated record. The transcript is spliced from 3 exons. Gene Ontology annotation, molecular function: protein disulfide isomerase activity. Gene Ontology annotation, cellular component: endoplasmic reticulum. NCBI's taxonomy places the organism in Eukaryota, Fungi, Ascomycota, Sordariomycetes, Amphisphaeriales, Sporocadaceae.
UUCUACAUCGUCUCUCCUGGAACUUUCCCACAAUCAACAUCACCAACCACGACGACGCUUUUCGCUCUGGUCCAUCGGCGGAUUCUUCUGUUUAGGCAGACAACUCAGUACGGCUCAUGACUCCAUAACUCGCUACGACCUCGACCAUCCUUCGCCUUCGAACACGCUCGUUACUUUCUCGCGACAGCUCGCGAGGCCGCAGCCAUGAGGCUCUCCUCCCUCGCGCUCUGGCUAGGCGCAUCAGUCCUCGGUGCUGCACAAGCCAUUGGCGCCGAGAAAAACAACGAUCCCAAGGCGGAAAAUACAUAUUUCGAUGGCAAGAAGGUGCCGCCGUUGCUAGAGCUGACGGCAGACAACUUUGCCAGUGAGGUUGCGAAGACAAAGUUUCUCGUGGUAAAAUACUUCAGUCCGUACUGCCCGCAUUGUAUAGAUUUCGCACCCACGUACCAGACCUUAUACGAGUACUAUUAUACAUCGGACCCCCCGACGUCUUCCAAGGAAUCUUCUUUUGAAGCGUACUAUGACAUCCGGUUCGCCUCCCUCAACUGUAUCGCCUAUGGAGACAUGUGCGUCAAGCACAGCGUUCAGUCGUAUCCCCAGACUUCCAUCUUUAAAGACGGCGAGACUCUCGACAUCGUGAGAGGUGGCAAGAACAUUACUGUCAUCUCUAAGCUGGUCGAGGACGCUCUUGAGAAGGAGCAUCCUGGAACCCGACCAACUGCACUUGUUCUACCCACACCCGGAGCCACCUCUUUGUCUGAACCUACUGAAGCUGCCAAGAAGUCGGAGGCUGCCGUGGUCAAGGACGAGAUACCACUCAGGAAAGCCGAUAAGACCGAAACCAAGGAUGACUCCUCAAAGGCUGACCUGAAGACCGACGAGUCUGAGAAAACCGACAAGACCGAAAAGCCCGGCAAGACUGAGAAGUCUGAGAAGACUGAGAAGACUGAGACUACCAAGAAGGAGGGCAAGAAACUGGACAACACCGAUGAUAGCAAGUACCAAAUUGCUUUCACCCCACCAGAGGUCAAGCACCCCAAGUCGGCUACCACCCCGAACAAAGAGGGCGCGUCUGUUCCUCUCAACGCCGAGAGUUUCCAACAGCUUGUCACCAUGUCGCAAGAUCCGUGGUUCAUCAAGUUCUACGCACCGUGGUGCCACCACUGUCAGGCCAUGGCCCCGAGCUGGCAACAGCUUGCUAAGGAAAUGAAGGGCCGCCUGAACAUUGGAGAAGUCAACUGUGAUGCCGAAUCGAGACUGUGCAAGGACGUCCACGUCCGAGGAUAUCCCACCGUGCACUUCUUCAGGGGUGGUGAGCGUGUCGAGUACGAUGGCCUCCGUGGUCUAGGAGACUUUGUCAAGUACGCCGAAAAGGCCAUGAACAUCGGUGAUGGGGUUCCCGACGUUGAUGCCGCGUCAUUCAAGGCUUUGGAGGAGAAGGAGGAAGUCAUUUUCCUCUACUUCUACGACCACGCUGUCACAUCCGAGGACUUUUUGGCCUUGGAGAGAUUGCCUCUCAGCCUCAUUGGUCGUGCGAAGCUAGUCAAGACCAGGGACCCCGAAUUGUACGACAGAUUCAAGAUCACUACAUGGCCCCGCCUUAUUGUGUCGCGCGAAGGCCGCCCGACGUACUACACUCCUCUCACUCCCCGAGAGAUGCGUGAUACCCGACAAGUCUUGAACUGGAUGAAGUCGGUUUGGUUGCCAAUCGUUCCCGAGAUGACUGCCUCUAACGCUCGUGAGAUCAUGGACGGAAAGAUUGUUGUUCUUGGCAUUGUGAACAGAGAAGACCAAGAGUCCUUCACAGGUGCUAUGCGUGAGAUGAAGCAGGCCGCCAAUGAAUGGAUGGACAAGCAGAUCCAGCUGUUCCAGCUCGAGCGACAAGAAUUGCGAGAUGCCAAGCAGCUCAGAAUCGAGGAAGCCGAAGACCGAAACGAUCAACGUGCGCUCCGGGCCGCUAAGAGUAUCCGUAUCAACAUGGAUAGAGCAGAUCGUAAGGAGGUCGCCUUUGCUUGGGUUGACGGUGUCUUCUGGCAGAGAUGGAUCCGUACCACCUAUGGCAUUGACGUCAAGGAUGGUGAGCGUGUGAUUAUCAACGACGAGGACAACCGCAGAUACUGGGAUCAAACGAUUACCGGAAACUCCAUUAUCCCCUCACGAACCUCUAUCCUCGAGACCAUCGGCAAAGUUACCGCAUCGCCGCCCAAGAUCAAGCCCAAGUUGACCAUCUCGAGCUUGGAGAAGAUUUUCUUUGACAUUCGCAUGACCUUCUCCGAGCACCCAUAUCUGAGCUUCGGCUGCGUUGGUGGUCUGGCACUUGGCAUUGCGUCCUGGUUCCGUGGCCGGCUUCGAAGGAGAGGUGGUCACUUCCGCCUAGACGACACAUUGCCAAUCAAGGAGCUCAAGGAGGGAUUCCUUGGUACUACAGCCAAUGGAAAGAAGGACUAGACGACUGCAUCUCAUCUUGAAUUACUAAAAUAGCUAAAGUCCGCAUAUGAGAUUAGGGAAGCCGGCGCAUUAUGAACGAUCCACCAUGGGUUUUCAUGGAGUCGAGUGAAUUCGACUAUCCAGUUAGGAGUUCUGUACAUUACGUGCUCUCAUAUUGCACACAUGUUUGCAUAGUCACUACACAUCUCAUGGCUUAG